Molecule: messenger RNA, 1473 nt
Organism: Trichoderma reesei QM6a
Lineage: Eukaryota; Fungi; Ascomycota; Sordariomycetes; Hypocreales; Hypocreaceae
Exons: 1
Coding region: 1-1473 (490 amino acids)
Source: RefSeq, a predicted model, not a curated record
AUGAGCACCAACUUUCCAGAACAAACCUCGCCCCUCAUGCUGGAUCCCAUCGAAUUCUGGAGCACCAGCACCAGCAGCAGCAGCAGCAGCGCCCAAGCCGCGCCCAAGCCGCCCUCGAGCGCAGCCUCGCACCAGCGCCUCUCCUCCAUGCGCUCCGCCAGCAUGGACCGCGACGACCCGCUGCACGCUGCGCCCCUGGCCCAGUUCAAGUCGUCAUCAUCAUCGUCCGCCUCCUCCUCCUCCUCCUCUUCUGAGGCGCGACAACAGCAGUCGCGGGUGGCCGUUGUGCUCAAGAAGGCGCCUGCGUACUUGAACAGCUCCAGGUCGCAAAACGAGGGCGCACGUGGAACGGCAUCAGCAGCAGGAAGAUUCUCAUCGUCGCAACAGCAGGGGAGUUCACGCGCGAUGAAAAAGGAGACGCCUGUGCCUAUUCCCAGGCCGUUUGGGAUCCCUUCAACAGCGGCAGCAGCAGCAGCGACAUCAUCCUCACUUCACACACCAGUGCCUCUGCCAAAGCCAAUGGCCAGCAUCAAGACAGCCACGCAACGCACAGCUCCAGUCGUGGCUCCAACGCCAGUUCCUCUUCCCAAACAGCUCACAACAACACCAGCAACUCCCACAGCUGCAAAUCUCGUGACAAAACCAGCAGCAACAGCUCCAACCCCAGUCCGAAAUCAAGCACCACUUCACCAAGCACCAGUCCAAACCCCCGUACCAACACCGACACAAACCCGCAUCUCAGUCCAGAUACCAGCCCCAACACCACCACCAUCAGCCCCCCAACCAAGCUCCUCCCGAGGCCGACCAAAAGGCUGGAAACCCGGCAUGUCCUACAGCGCCCUCCGAGGCCCAGCCUCAGAACGGCCCGUUACCGCCACCGCAGGCAGACCCGGUCGCCCAGCGAAACCAAAGCCCAUAAACACCCCCUUUGGCCACGCAAAGCGUCGCGGAAGACCCCCCAAGGCGCCCUCUCCCCUGCCGUGGCAGGUCUACCGCUCCCUGCAGACCUCGUUCGUCGCCUUCUUGUGCGAAUGGCGCGGCUGCAGAGCCGAGCUGCACAACCUCGACACGCUGCGGCGCCACAUCCACGUCGUUCACUGCCGGAAGGAAGCACCGCCGUUUGUUUGUCGCUGGGGCGCGUGCGCGCAGAUGCCAGCCUCUGAAUGUGCAUUCCCCAAUGAGCCUUGUCUUAAAGAGCACGUUGAGGAGGCGCAUCUCGUGCCGUUUAGUUGGCAUGUGGGCGACGGUCCGCGGAACAGCGGCGGCCCCGUCAAGCACCCGCUGGAAGACGUCGAGAUUCCGGAUUACUUGAAGGACGAGCAGGGCAAUCAGGUGACGCCGUCGGUGCGCGAUCAACAAGUGGAGGACUUUGCGACAUUUAAGCAGAAUCGGCAAAAGCUGAAGGAUUUGCUCUUCCAGAUGAAUGAGAAUCUGCCGAGCGAGGAAUCGGAUUCUCCUGUGGAUGAAGAUUGA